CAGUCUUUUGUCGCAUCUCCUCCGCACAUGCGCCUUGUGUUGUACUCCUCGUUCGGAGGUCCCUCACUGAUGAUGGAUUCUCCUCUCCCCCUCCUCCUCCUCCUCCUUCUCAAGCAUGCUCGAGCUCGACAGAUUCGGUGAGCGACGCUGAAAAUUUGAUGUGGGUUUCCACGCUUUCGUGCUUGAAGUGAAGGUUCUGAGGUCUGAGGACUCGUGGCCCAUUUUUCCAGCUCUGUUCGCGUGGCCUGUGUAGUUGUUGUUGAGGUCAUUUCUGUCGGUUGAUCUGCGAGUUCGGAAGUGGGUGUGGAUGGGUUUGUCCGAUUCGUGCGUGUAGUGAUAGAUUCGUAGCUGAAUUGGUGAUUCCUUUUUCUUGUGUGUGUGUGCCGUGCCCCUGGAUUGGUCGGUUCAUUUGGGUCAUGGUGUCUGAUGAUUAUGAUCCGAGCUUGUUCCAAGCUCUCCCUGAUGACGUCCUGGCCAUCGUGUCCCAGUCCCUGUCGCCGAGGGAUUUGUGUAAUCUCGGCCUGUGCUGCCAGAGCUUGUAUGUUGUGGCGCAAUCCGAGAAGGUCUGGCUCGCCCAGUGUGAUGCGCUGGGGGUUAUCCCCCACAGAGAUUUGAUCGAAUGGAGGAAGGGGGUGUCGUCGUAUAAGGCGCUCUGCCGCUUUCUCUUCUGCGUCCAGCCGCUGAUUGGAAUUUGGGUUCACCAGAAUCCCGAGCUCGGUAAUGUGGUUUAUGUCAUGCCGGGGUUUGUUUCGGUCGUCGGGUGCCGGAUAAUCCCGCAAGAAUUGGGGCCAUUGGGGAUUGAAGAUGGCCCUAUAUUGUGGGCGCCGGUUUUCGAAGUCAUCGGGGAUUUUGAUGGUUCUGCUUCGUUUUUCCUGCACGGAAGGGAGAAGGGAAUCGACUAUGUUUAUCCCGGAUCUCUUAGACAUAUAGAUAGGAACUGCAAUGUGUUGCUGCUUGAGGUGGAACCGAGGUUUCAAAAGAAUGCGGGUAAAUUGGCGCACAGCAAGAGCUUUGUUCGGUACUCAGAUUCAAGCAAGAUCUGUAGGUCAGACAGUGCAUUGUCGAGGUCACAGAGGGCAUUAGAACAGAAUGAGACGAAGGUGCCCUUCAGCAGGCUGGCCUUCUGUGACAGAAGAAAGUUGCUCGAGGUUGUAACCAACCAGGUGCGUCAAAAGGUGCCCAACUCAGCCGGUGGGCCUCUCUUUGCCCGUCUGAGGGAUGAUGAUGAGAACUUUCGGAAAGACAUGCUGCUCCUGAAUGAGCGGAGAUCCUUAAUAAUUCAAAUGCAAUCUUGUAAGUUUGGUGGAGGGCAGAGUGAUUCGUGUCCAGAAAUACCUUCUGAUCUGACUCAACUGGGGUUGAGUGAAAUCAGGAAGAGUCUUGACCGAUCGAGCGGCACUAUCAAUUCUUUCAAUAGCGACAAUGCUCUUGGACAAUGCGCCAAAAAGAAAACACUCGGUGGGUAUUUUAGGUAUGGCAUAAAGCAGAUCCUCGGGAAGUCUAUCUCGUUUAAUGGCGGCGGCCAUGCAGUUAUGAGAAAUAGUUCUUCAAGUAGUGAGAGUAAGCACGCGCAGCUUCAUGAGUUUCUGAGAUCCGGUGAUAUGAUUGGAUUAACGUUGAAUGCAUCCACUGUCAAGUUAUCAUCAUAUCGAGCAUGGCCAAAUAUGCAUGACAGUCGUUUUGCCCUUUACAAAUUACCGCUGAGGCUCCCAAAACCUGACCAAGAAUAUGCUGGUUUGUGGGGUGGGACAUUUGGAUGGCCUCCGGGGAAGCCUACAGAAGAUAAACCUGGGAAGGCUUUAUUCCUUCUCAUUCUCUCUUAUGAGGAGUCCCAGGGUCAGCACUAUCUCCUUGCAACCAAAAUAUUAGAAGGCACCCACUAUGUUCUUCAUCCAAACGGUUCGGCGAUGUUUAUUGCCAAUAUAGAUCAGCCAUCACCAGAUCCGUUUCCUUGGAGUAGUGAUGCUAACGCCCUCCCUGUCACUACAGAUCAUGCUUUCGUUGGGGAGGGCAUUGCAAAUGGUUAUGGUUUUAGAUAUCCCGGUGCAAAGCCGGGUUCACUCUAUGUAUUGCAUAAUGGUCUAAUCGCCUUCAUUUGGAAGGAGUCAAGGGCCGUCUUGACCUUGCAGAGACUUAACUUACAAGACCUCUUAAAGAAAGGUGAACGCGUGCCUGCUCUACCUGCAAUCGCCAACUUCACAUAUUUGACCAAGUCAUACUCAAAUGUGUUUGCUGGCUUCUCAAACGCUUCAAAUUGCCUGUCAUCACCAAGGCAAAGGCAGACCUAGGAAAUUUAUGCGCAUUUGGAUUGGAUUAGGGAAGUUUUAGCUGGCUGUCGUACCAAUGCAAGUUUGAAUUGAUAGGUGAUUUUUAGAUCUCCUUGGAUGGGGAUGAUUCUUUUUGUAUCAAAGGCAUGACAGCUUCUGUCAUUGCAAUUACCAAUUUAGCUCCUUCAGUGCCGCUUUAGUAGUGUGGGCUCCUCUUGUCGUGGUCCUUGAAAGAGUCAGGUAUGUUAUUUUAACCGUUAUAAUAGGAACUACUAUAUAUUGUAAAGAUCAACACAAGCAUCUUAGUGUUUUCAGUUUGCAUUUUGGCAAAGUUCAAA
Molecule: messenger RNA, 2605 nt
Organism: Syzygium oleosum
Lineage: Eukaryota; Viridiplantae; Streptophyta; Magnoliopsida; Myrtales; Myrtaceae
Product: F-box protein At5g39450
Exons: 2
Coding region: 417-2288 (623 amino acids)
Molecular function (GO): protein binding
Source: RefSeq, a predicted model, not a curated record